AUGUCUAAAGAGACAGAUGUAAUAGUUGAUAAUAAUUUAUCACCUGAUGAUAUUUAUGGUGAACUUUAUAAAGAAGUUCAAUUAAAACAUAUAUUUGCUGAUACAAAAACAUUUGUUGAUUGUGUACCUAAAAUAUGUUCAAAAGAUAUUUUAAAAUUUUAUAAUGAAAAAAAAGAUUUAUCUAAUUUUGAUUUAUCAAAAUUUAUUCAUGAAUAUUUUAAUUUACCAAAUUCAGUUGGAAAGAAUUUUUCAAGUGAUUUAACAAUGUCAACUGUUGAUCAUAUAAAUUGUUUAUGGGAUAUUUUAACACGUCCAGCUGAUACACCAGCAUUAGAAAGUUCACGGAUUGCAUUACCUUAUCCAUAUAUUGUACCUGGUGGAAGAUUUGGAGAAAUAUUUUAUUGGGAUUCAUAUUUUACAAUCUUAGGUUUAUCAACAUUACCUAAUAAAUUAAAUCUUAUUGAAAAUAUGAUUGAUAAUUUUGCUUAUUUAAUUGAUAAAUAUAGUUUUAUACCAAAUGGAAAUCGAACUUAUUUUCUUAGUAGAUCUCAACCACCUUUUUUUGCUUGUAUGAUUGAUUUAUUAGCAAAUUUAAAUUCUAAUCCAUCAAAUAUUAGACAAAAAUAUUUAUCUCAUUUAUAUAAAGAAUAUCUUUUUUGGAUGAAAGGAAAAGAUAAAUUAAGUCAAAAUCAAAUUUUUAAUCAACAUGUUGUUCGAAUAAAUGAUGAUAUAAUAUUAAAUCGUUAUUAUGAUCCAUUAACAAAACCACGUCCAGAAUCUUUUCCAAAAGAAGAAAAUGAAUGUAAAAGAGCAAAAGAAAUAUUUGGAAUAACAGCUGAAAUAUUUUAUUUUCAUAAUCGUGCUGCAUGUGAAUCAGGAUGGGAUUUUAGUUCACGAUGGUUUAAAGAUAAAAAAUCAAAAGAAUCAAAUCAUUGUGGAGAAAUUGUUCCAAUUGAUCUUAAUUGUUUAAUUUAUUUUUUAGAAUAUAUUCUUUCAAUAACAUAUAAAGAAAUAAAUAAUACUGAAUUAAGUCAAUUAUUUGAACAAUUAGCAAAUUCAAGAAAACAAACAAUUCAAACAUUAUUUUGGUCAAAUGAAGAAAACUUUUUUUUUGAUUAUGAUCCAAUAAAUCAAUGUCAAAAACAAAUUUUAUCAUUAGCUGCUUGUUAUCCACUUUUUUUUAAUAUUGCAACAAAACAACAAGCACAUCAUGUUUAUCAACGUUUAGAAAAAGAUUUUUUAAAAAAUGGUGGUUUAAUAACAACACUUGAAAAUACAGAUCAACAAUGGGAUUCACCUAUUGGAUGGGCACCAUUACAAUGGAUUGCAUUUAAAGCUUUACAAAAUUAUGGUUAUCAACAAUUAGCUAAUCAAAUUCGUUCAAGAUGGUUAAAUCUUAAUGAUCAAAUUUAUAAACAAACAGGAAAAAUGACUGAAAAAUAUAAUGUUGUUGAUCAAACUGAAGGUGGAGGCGGAAACUACCCGUUACAAGACGGAUUUGGAUGGACUAAUGGAGUUUAUCUUAGAUUACUUCAAGGAUAA
Adineta steineri is the source of this 1542-nucleotide messenger RNA. The record is from the annotation of a GenBank genome assembly. NCBI's taxonomy places the organism in Eukaryota, Metazoa, Rotifera, Eurotatoria, Adinetida, Adinetidae.